Oncorhynchus masou masou (cherry salmon) is the source of this 1210-nucleotide messenger RNA. Its product is annotated as triadin-like. Bases 1 to 744 code for a protein of 247 amino acids. Lineage: Eukaryota; Metazoa; Chordata; Actinopteri; Salmoniformes; Salmonidae. The record is from RefSeq and is a predicted model, not a curated record. The transcript is spliced from 5 exons.
AUGUUAGUGGAGGAGGGCUCCGAUUGGUUUCAAGGCUUCUUCACCUUCCUCUAUGGCCUCAUGAACCCGUUUGAGGAUGAGGAUGGAGCGGCGGAGGAGGAAAAAAUAUCAGAUGAACCCCGACCCGAUCGGAAAAGAGCGAGACACAGAGCCAACUUAAUCGAAACAGAAUCUCCAAAAACAAAGGUCAAGAAAAAAGAGGUGGCUACCGAGACCAAAGAUGAAAAUCCAGGACAUGUUUCCAAGAGAAAAGCCAAAAAAGAAAACCCUCUUACCAAAGGCGUGGGCUGGAAGCUGAGGGAGGCCCUGAACCAGCAGCUGGCCAUCAUCCAUGAGCGAUUGGAGGCCAAAAAGAUUGCCAAAAUGGCACUGGCCGAGGUGAGGAACAUCCUGGCCAGGGAGAAGGAGAAGGUCCUAGGGGUGACGAGGGACGAGGUGGCAAAGAAGGCUAAGGUGGCAACGGCAGCUAGGAUGGAGGACAAGCCAGAGAAGGGGGAGUUUAAGAAGGCCUUGGGCAAGAUUAGGAGAGACAAAGAGAAGGAGGGAGAAAAUAAGAAAGAGGGAGAAAAUAAGAAACAGGAGCAGGGCAAGAAAGCUAAGAAGAAUGCGACAAAGCCAGACAAGAAGUCAGUGAAAGAGGUGAAGGGUAAGAGGGUGGAGGUCCCCAAAGACGCCAAAAAUAAAGAGUCCCCCAAAGCGGCUGCUAAAAAGCUCAAGAUGUCUGAUAAGGGGGUCCGGAAAUGAUGCUAAACUCUUCACACCUGCACUGAUGUCGGUGAUCUUUCACUCCCUCUGCUGACACAGAUGUUAAAAGAUUCAGGAGAAACACCACCUGUGAGAGGUCUCCAGUGACAGACCCCUGCGAAUGGGAGUAGGAAACCCCAUACUGUGCAGGACAGCCAUUUCCGCAAUGUAUAGUGCAUAGUGUUUUAGCCACUUCCUGCUUGUGGAAAAAACCAUAAUGCUGUCCUCUAUAGAAGUAUGAACUGGACAAGGAAAGGCGCCAAGAGGAUGGCAAGGUGCUAUAAGCUUAGUUUCAGAUGUGGUUUAGUUUUGUGUUAAUUUACAUCAGAAAAUAUAGCUUUAUUUAAAGUCGCUAGACAAGAUAUUUGUGGAAUUAGAUAAUGAUUUAUUUUGCAUUUGGUGGAGAAGUGGAUUUGAAAGGAUCAGCUAUGUGCUUGUUCUUUGUUAAUAAAGUUGCUGGAUUCUG